AUGAGUCCUAACGGUACAAACGGUACACACGCAUCCACGAUUCGCCCUUUGAAACCUGGCAUUUAUGCUCCUAUUCCAUCAUUCUUCCUUCCCGAGUCCGAAGAUCUCGAUAUUCCCUCUUUUGAGACCCAUGUCGUCCGUGUCGCGACUGCCGGAGUGGGACCCGUGCUAGCUGGGUCGAUGGGCGAAGCCAUUCAUCUAUCACAUGAUGAGCGGGUGACAUCGAUCACGACCGCAAGAAAGGCACUUGAUGAUGCCGGGUUAGUGAACGUACCGAUCAUAGCUGGCAUCGGCGCCGGCAGCACCCGCGAGUCAAUAAACCUAGCAAAUGAAGCUGCUGCAGCUGGCGCAGACUAUGCCAUCGCUAUUGCCAGUGGUUACUUUGCCGGUGCGCUUGCUGGUAACAAGCAAGCACUGAAAGCUUUCUGGCAAGAAGUUAGCUCUAAGAGCCCUAUACCGGUCAUGAUCUACAAUUAUCCUGGUGCCAGUGGGGGUAUCAAUUUAGACUCCGACCUCAUCACUGAGCUCGCUAUCGAGUGUCCGAAUAUUUGCGGUGUCAAGCUCACCUGCGGAGAUGUCGGGAAGCUCACCCGCGUGGCAGCUACGAUCUCGGAUCCGAUGUUUUCAUCACUUCACCCCCGGACAAACGAGAACGCGCCUUUCCUUGUCCUUGGGGGAUUCAGUGACUUCCUUUUGCCAUCAGCGUAUUCCAAUGGGCAUGGUGCUAUUACCGGUCUUGCGAACGUUGCUCCUCACGCCAUUUCGAAACUCUUCGAGUUGUGUGAGGCCUCGAUGGUUGAUUCUUCUGUCCUUCCCGAGGCACAGCGGCUGCAAGGCAUCGUUGGGCGUGCAGACGCUACCAUCGCUAAGGCGUCGAUUUCUGGAACGAAAUACCUUCUCCAGAAAUUGUACGGGUAUGGUGGCCACCCCCGGAGGCCCCUCCCGCCCAUUGAACCUGGAGCAGGUGAGGCGUUGUGGGAGCAUUCGCAUACGCAAGCCCUUGUGUCUCUUGAACAGGAGUUGAGGGGAAAGGUGCGCUAA
Messenger RNA from Suillus clintonianus, 1041 nucleotides. RefSeq lists its product as uncharacterized. The transcript has 5 exons. NCBI's taxonomy places the organism in Eukaryota, Fungi, Basidiomycota, Agaricomycetes, Boletales, Suillaceae. Gene Ontology annotation, molecular function: 4-hydroxy-tetrahydrodipicolinate synthase activity. Bases 1 to 1041 code for a protein of 346 amino acids. The record is from RefSeq and is a predicted model, not a curated record.